CUUUUGUUGCGGGAGCGGGUUGUCUCAGGGAAGCCGAUGUCUCCACAUCCUCUCUCAGUGCAGGCGUCCAGAUAACAUCCACCCGGAGACACACGAGCUGCUGAGGUUGUGUCAGAGAGCGCUCCGGUUCACAGAAGUGUAUGAGUGGGGGUGUGUGUGUGUGUUUGUGUGAGUGAGUGUGUGUGUGCAUGCGAAGGAUCCAGCGAUGACGACCAGUAAAAGUAAAAACCAGAGCUCCCUGGCACUGCACAAGGUGAUAAUGGUGGGCAGUGGAGGUGUGGGGAAGUCGGCCCUCACCCUGCAGUUCAUGUAUGAUGAGUUUGUAGAGGACUAUGAGCCCACCAAGGCGGACAGCUACAGAAAGAAGGUUGUUCUGGAUGGGGAGGAGGUCCAGAUUGACAUUCUGGACACAGCAGGCCAGGAGGACUACGCUGCUAUCAGGGACAACUACUUUCGCAGCGGGGAAGGCUUCCUACUGGUCUUCUCCAUCACAGAGCAGGAGUCUUUCACUGCCACUGCUGAAUUCAGGGAGCAGAUCUUGCGGGUGAAGGCGGAGGAGGACAAGAUCCCUAUCCUGGUGGUGGGGAACAAGUCGGACCUGGAGGAGCGCCGGCAGGUGUCCGUGGAUGAGGCCCGAGGGAAAUCUGAGGAGUGGGGCGUCCAGUAUGUCGAGACAUCAGCCAAAACCAGAGCCAACGUCGACAAGGUAUUCUUUGACCUGAUGCGUGAAGUACGAGGCAAGAAAAUGGCAGAAAACAAAAGCAAAAAUGGAAAAGGAAAGAACAAGAAGAACAAGAAGAGUUUCAAAGAGAGAUGCUGUUUACUGUGAACUCUUUGUGGACAUUAACACACAACCCCACAAAACAACUGCGGAGUUGGGAACAAAGCAGAGCGUCCUUGCGAUUGUCAUUCAAAAGAAAUGUAAUCUUUUUUUUUAAGUAGCCGUUAUAGUUAAGUGUCUAGAACAGUCUCAACCACUUUAUUUUUGCUGUUUCAUUGGAAGAUAACCACUGUUGUGACUGUGACUGCAGUGCUUGAUGGCUCACGGUGAAGCCAGUGACCAAACUGCCACUGACACUAACUCUGCUGCUCCACUGUUCAACUCAGCGAUUAUCCUGCCUUCGACUUUGGUUCAGCGUGUUUGACACCAGAAUCGCUGAGUGUUUGUCAAAACACAGUGCUCUUAGUUUCUCUUGAUCUUAACCUGCAUAUUUUCCGUCUUAGUGUGGACCCCUUGAGUCUAUGAUUAUCAGUUUAGAACUCUAAUGCUGGUGUCUGUCAUAUUUGUAAUCAUUCACGAUGACAGUGACCUGUCUGUUGAAGAUGUCAGCCUCAUAUAUUCAUCUGCCCAGACUUCAGCGUGUGCUUGGAAAGGCUGUGGAAACCCUAAAGGUUUUCAUUUCUGAGGCUGCUUUUUUCAUCUUAUCUUGAUGAAUAGUUGUUUUGUUUUUUAACCACAGAAGAAUCAUAGUGCAAUCUGAAUAUUUGUUGCCAAAAAGUUUUUCUUUUAUUCCAUUAACAGGCCUUACGUGAAAACCACACGUCAGUCACAAGAUGCUUUUGCAGUUCUUCAGAAUUAUUGCUGCAAAGUGACAUCUUGGAUUAAUUAAUCCCAGAAAACCCGGAAAUGUCUGAUGGACACUUUACCGUGUGUUACAUGAAAGCAAGACUGAUAUAUUGUCAUGAGUGUGCUGAGCAGUGACUGAGAGGUGAGAGUGGUUCUGGUUUUCUUCAUGGUGCUCUGCCGUGUUCAUGCAUUCUGGCCUUUUCCACCCUUCUCACGCUGCAGACUACUUCCUGUUUUGGGUUAGAGUUGAAGUUCCGUGUCUCUGCUGGUUCUGCGCUGUGAGAAAGGUGUUGACAAUCCAGGAGGCCGUCGCGCUUCUGUUCCACGAUGUCGUUAAAAUCAGUAGCUGCUUAUGAAUCUGAACAAUACUGAUGUCCUUCCUUUUUUUGAAGUCCUGGGUCUUUCAAAUAAUAUGCACUACAUUGCCAUUACCUAAGAAGUUGGCUUCAUGCACAAUGGUGUCAAGCUGGAGAUUUUAGAACAAUUUGUGCCAAGAAAAAUGACAAAAAAAAACUAAACCAUGUUUAUGGAUGUACAGUGUGUGUGUGUUACCUGAGCAUAUGUGCAUUUACCAGGAAACCCAACUUGCCCUUCUGUCUGUGUGACUGAAGCUGUGAUGAGGGUGCCAACGUCUGAACUGUUGUUUGAUCGAGUGCUACAGUAAAAACCAGAUGUUUCUACCACUGCCUGAACCAUUCUUUGUAACGUGUCCUCCCUUUUUUCUUUUACUUCCUAUACUACUACUGUGAAUAUGCUUCUGUCUCUCUGCAGGGAGAGUGUUGCUGAAUAAAUGCUUUUUUUUUCCCUUUGUAAA
Messenger RNA from Limanda limanda (common dab), 2381 nucleotides. It is a transcript of the gene ralba, whose product is annotated as v-ral simian leukemia viral oncogene homolog Ba (ras related). NCBI's taxonomy places the organism in Eukaryota, Metazoa, Chordata, Actinopteri, Pleuronectiformes, Pleuronectidae. Gene Ontology annotation, cellular component: plasma membrane. Gene Ontology annotation, biological process: Ras protein signal transduction. Bases 206 to 829 code for a protein of 207 amino acids. Gene Ontology annotation, molecular function: GTPase activity; GTP binding; GDP binding. The record is from RefSeq and is a predicted model, not a curated record. The transcript is spliced from 5 exons.